AUGUCGUCGGCCGCCAACGGCCGCUGCGAAGUCAUCCACGCCGCUCAGGUCUGUGUAACCUGCAAAGCUCGCAAGAAGAGAUGUGAUAAACAGCUACCUCUUUGCGGCUAUUGCACCAAAAAAGGCUUGAAAUGCCGAUACCGCAACACCGAUUCAGUGCAAGAACUGGGACAUGAUGCUUUUGACCGAUACCGUAGCGGGGGCCUCCUAGGCCCUGACAAGUACGUGGCAGCAUUAAAGCCAUUGGGAUCGGAAGUCGCUGUGCAUCUCGAAGUUCAUCGUGCCAUCCGCGAGAUGGGCUUUUUCGUGGACGAAGUCACCUCCUCUUAUUUUCAAGGUCUUCAUCGCCAUUUGCCUUUCAUCUCCCGGCGUCAAUUUCACGAUGAUUUCACAGCGACCAGAACAACCCCCUCCGCCGGCUUUUCCGCACUUGUUUUAAGCUUAUCUCUAGUAGCCUCAUCUCCUAGACUCAGCAACCGCAUCGAGAUGAAACCGCCACCUGCAAGACACUCACUCUACUCCGCCACCAAAUCUCUUCUUGCUCAGAUCCAAACUGCGUUCCCUCCUACAACCCAGCUCAUUCAGGCCUAUCUUCUUUCAGCUAUCUAUGAGUACGCAGAAGGUCAGCCUGAAGAGGCAUUCACAACCGUAGCAACUUGCAUCCGCAUGGCUUAUCGCUUGCGAAUCCAUCUCAACAACCGCCGAAUAUCUCAGCAGUUCAAGGAGACCAAUCAUAUACUCUCUGACAAGAAUUCACAUGAGCUAGAAUAUGACUCCCCGACAAUAGAAGCCACCAAUACCUGUUCUCUCGCUUUCGCCGGCAUGUUAUCGCUGACAUCGGAAUACUCCGCCCCAGACUGUUCUUUUACGAAAUUGGUGUACAAGAUCAACCCCUACUGA
Messenger RNA from Colletotrichum orchidophilum, 900 nucleotides. RefSeq lists its product as uncharacterized. The record is from RefSeq and is a predicted model, not a curated record. The coding region runs from base 1 to 900 and encodes 299 amino acids. Gene Ontology annotation, biological process: DNA-templated transcription; regulation of DNA-templated transcription. Gene Ontology annotation, cellular component: nucleus. Gene Ontology annotation, molecular function: zinc ion binding; DNA-binding transcription factor activity, RNA polymerase II-specific; DNA binding. Lineage: Eukaryota; Fungi; Ascomycota; Sordariomycetes; Glomerellales; Glomerellaceae. The transcript has 3 exons.